CCAGCCAUGGCCGUGGGGCCCUCCGGCAGCAGCAGCCACCGCCUCCUCCUGCUUCUCCUGCUGCUGCCGCUGCUCGGCCUGCGCGGCCGCGGGCAGGGCUUCGGGCAGACGCGCUUCAUCUGCACCUCGGUGCCGCUGGACGGGGACAUGUGCGCUGCCACCGCGCCGGGCACCGGCUCCGCCGAGGAGCUGAAAAGCACGGUGCUGCAGCUGCGGGAAACGGUGCUGCAGCAGAAAGAGACCAUCAUGAACCAGAAGGACACCAUCCGUGAGCUGACAGCCAAGCUGGGCCGGUGCGAGAGCCAGAGCGUGCUGGAGACGAGCCCCGCCGAGAAGGGCGGCGGAGCGGGCAGGAAGGGUGGCUUCUCCAAGAACACCAUGGGCGACCUGUCGCGGUCACCCGCUGCCGAGACCCUCAGCCAGCUCGGACAGACGCUGCAGUCCCUGAAGACCAGGCUGGAGAACCUCGAGCAGUUCAGUAGGAUGAACUCCUCCAGCCAGACCAACAACCUGAAGGACAUCCUGCAGAAUAAAAUCGAUGAUCUGGAGCGGCAGGUGCUGUCGCGGGUGAACAGCCUGGAGGAGGGCAAGUUCAACCCCAAGAACGAGUCUGAGGAGCGCGGCAAGAUCGAGAGCACCCUCACCUCGCUGCACCAGCGCAUCAGCGACCUGGAGAAAGGCCAGAAGGACAACCGGCCCCCAGACAGGUUCCAGCUCACCUUCCCACUGCGCACCAACUACAUGUAUGCCAAGGUGAAGAAGAGCCUGCCCGAGAUGUACGCCUUCACUGUUUGCAUGUGGAUCAAGUCCAGUGCCUCCCCUGGCAUGGGCACCCCUUUCUCCUAUGCUGUGCCUGGGCAGGCUAAUGAGCUGGUACUCAUUGAGUGGGGCAACAACCCCAUGGAGAUCCUCAUCAAUGACAAGGUGGCCAAAUUGCCCUUUGUUAUCAACGACGGCAAGUGGCACCACAUCUGUGUCACCUGGACCACACGGGACGGCGUGUGGGAAGCCUACCAGGAUGGCACGCAGACUGGCAAUGGCGAGAACCUGGCACCCUACCACCCCAUCAAACCCCAGGGGGUCCUGGUCCUGGGCCAGGAGCAGGACACGCUGGGUGGUGGGUUCGAUGCCACGCAGGCCUUCGUGGGGGAGCUGGCCCACUUCAACAUGUGGGACAGGAAGCUGAGCCCCGGGGAGGUCUACAGCCUGGCCACCUGCAGCUCCAAGGCACUCUCGGGAAAUGUCAUCGCGUGGGCUGAGGCCAACAUCGACAUCUAUGGCGGGGCCACCAAAUGGACUUUUGAGGCCUGUCGCCAGCUCAACUAGGGCCAUGGACAACCCAGAGAAACCUCCUCAUCCGAUUGCAGAAAUCACCCCCAAGCCCCCACCACUGAGCCCACCCCCCGACCUGGGUGGCAGUGGAGGAUGAGGCAGAGAAUGCACACAAGGCUCCAGAGCCUCCCCCCGACCAACUCCAGAGAUAUGGCAAAGAGAUGCGCAGAGCGGAGGGGCCCGGAGGGAGCCGGGCAAGGCCAAGGCCACUCCUGGCCGGGAGCACAGAGCUGGCCCAGCCACUGCUGCUACAGGGACCCAAAGCCCAGACGAGGAGCAGCACAGGCACGAACACACCUUACAAUCCCCCCUGGAUCAAGAGACCUUCCUACCAACUGUGGCUCAGGGCAGCAUCUUCUGAAACUGUGCUCUUUUUAAAAACCAACAACCAACAUCCUGAGUUCCUUUCAGUUCCUCCUUAAGAACCUGUUCAAGCAAAGUGACGAAGCACAACCUGCUGAGAAGAACAAGACCACCAGAAAGGUCCAACCUACAGCCCCAGGUGCGUCAGAUUUGCCAAAACAAACCCCAACAAACCAAACCAAAACCCCCGGAACAAGUAAGAGGGUGUGAUGUCAACUCAAUGUAUAUAGUGUACAGUAGGGGAGAGAAUAAAUGUAUCUUAAUUUUGUCAUUCUUUUUGCUAACCAAAGCUGUACAUUUCUCCUGUUCCCUGCUCUCUGUCUCCUUCGGGUUUUGAAUGGGUUAUGAUAGACUCCGCAGCCAGUCCGCAGCAGCAGCUCUGACAGUGCACUGUUUCUACUGAUUCUUCUCAUGCUUUUUCCAUUUUAUUGCUGGGAUUACAUGAAUUGUUGACUUUAUUUUUACACAAUAAAGAGGUGAAGAA
Molecule: messenger RNA, 2179 nt
Organism: Dryobates pubescens (Downy woodpecker)
Lineage: Eukaryota; Metazoa; Chordata; Aves; Piciformes; Picidae
Gene: NPTX1
Product: neuronal pentraxin 1
Exons: 6
Coding region: 7-1326 (439 amino acids)
Biological process (GO): axonogenesis involved in innervation
Cellular component (GO): plasma membrane; neuron projection
Source: RefSeq, a predicted model, not a curated record